CCGUGAACCAUUCUACCACGUGGAAAUUUUAUCCAAUCAGAAAAGUUGUCGUGUACUUCCUGCCUGAGAACAGUUUGAUGACACAGCUGUCAAACUAAAAUAAGGAGAAUUACAACGUUACAUUACUUCGAAGCGGCACAAUAAAUCAAGGUUAAAAUGAACUGUGAGCAGUUAUUCUAUGUAUCAGCAUUAUGCUGUAUAUUUGCGCUAGAUUCCUAUCUAGUCCAAGGAGCAAAAAAGGACUUGUAUGAAGUUCUGGGAGUGAAGAAAAAUGCAAAAGAUAAGGAAAUAAAACGUGCAUUCAGAAAACUUGCCAUAAAAUAUCAUCCUGACAAAAAUAAAGAUCCAGAUGCUGAAAAACAAUUUGUUGAAAUAGCAAAAGCAUAUGAGGUAUUAUCAGAUCCUGAAAAGAGGCAAAGAUAUGACAGAUUUGGAGAUGACGGUGAACAGAAUGGUGGAGGUGGUGGAGGAGGAGGAGGAUUUAAUUUUAACUUUAAUGAUUUCUUUAAAGGAUUUGAUGAAGCAUUUAGUUCUCAUAAAUCUCAUCAUGAUCAUGCUCAUCAACAAGCUCAUCAAAACGGUUUUAAAUUCCACUUUGGAGGUGGUAAUGGUGGACAGCACGCUCAAUUUUUUAAUUUUGAUGACUUGUUCGAAGAUGAUGACAGUAAUGAUGACUUCUUUAAUUUUGAUCCAUUUUCAAACUUAAAUUUUAAUUUUGGAUUUGGUGAUGAUGAAGAAGAUGAUGACUUUUUUGGACACCAAAUACAUAAUCAUUACGAUCGUGAGCAUAACACUCAACAUGCUCAACAUAUACACAACCAUGCUAGACAAAUGAACAAUGGUUUCCAUGGCAGCCACAUGAACAUGCAAAAUAUCAAAGUUAAUUCUCAAAAUGGUAGAACAUGUAGGACAGUGACACAGCGUAUAGGAAAUACAGUAACUACACAUACAGAGUGCACAUGAUUAGAUCAUUGCCAGGUGUGAAUUGUUACUUAUUUAUACCAGGCCAUAGUCUACAGAUGGUUGUGCCAGUAUGGGGUUUGGGAAAUUUUAUUUUACUGAACCGUGAGAAAUAGCUUCCUCAUAGGGUAUAUAGCAGCAUAUCUAUUGAAUGGAAGUGUAACAAAUUUAUUUAUAGAUAUUCAGAAGAGUGUGAAA
Molecule: messenger RNA, 1158 nt
Organism: Ruditapes philippinarum (Manila clam)
Lineage: Eukaryota; Metazoa; Mollusca; Bivalvia; Venerida; Veneridae
Product: dnaJ homolog subfamily B member 9-like
Exons: 4
Coding region: 157-963 (268 amino acids)
Cellular component (GO): endoplasmic reticulum
Molecular function (GO): misfolded protein binding; protein-folding chaperone binding
Source: RefSeq, a predicted model, not a curated record